AUGGCAACUCUUAUCAAAAAAAUUAAAAAAAACAAAGAUAUUGCACUUAAAGAAUAUGAAGAGGCAAAAGAAGAGUUGAAGCAGGAAAAAGAAAGGGGGAAGGGUAGAAAGGGGCUAGAAGAGUUGAGAGGAAAG
Messenger RNA from Funneliformis caledonium, 135 nucleotides. NCBI's taxonomy places the organism in Eukaryota, Fungi, Glomeromycota, Glomeromycetes, Glomerales, Glomeraceae. The record is from the annotation of a GenBank genome assembly.